CACUAGAGAGAGCUGCAGACGCAGCAUCUAAAGAGACAAAAGACGCGACACCCGAGGGAGCAGAAGGCGCAACACUAGAAGAAGUAGCUAACAUGACGCCCAAAGAAGAAGCAAACAUAACCGAAAGAUAA
Dentiscutata erythropus is the source of this 131-nucleotide messenger RNA. Lineage: Eukaryota; Fungi; Glomeromycota; Glomeromycetes; Diversisporales; Gigasporaceae. The record is from the annotation of a GenBank genome assembly.